UCCUCGUCUCCUCCCCACGACCCGGGGGCGACCCAUCCAUUCCGGCGACCACUACCGUACCAUGGCGCCGCCGACGGAACUGUUGGACGAGCUCGUCGGUGAGGUUCUCCUCCGCCUUCCGCCUGACGAGCCCGAGCACCUCUUCCGCUCCGCUCUCGUCUGCAAGUCGUGGCUCCGCAUCGUCUGCCACCCCGCCUUCCACCGCUGCUACCGCGACUUCCACGGAGCCCCUCCCCUUCUCGGCCUCCUCCACCUGCUCCAGGUCCUCCAAGGAAGGCCCGCGCACCGCUUCGCCUCCACCACGUCGAUGCCGGACUUCCCCUACCCGUGCUCCGACGGCCACGGCAAGUACCCCAUCCCCUUCGACUGCCGCCACGGCCGCGUGCUCGUCCACAUGAUUCAGGACAGGAAGCGGGUUCUCCUUGUAUGGAACCCUGUCACGGGUGAUCGGCGCGUCUUCCCCGCGCCGGGCAUCGAUUGGAUCAUCGGCACCGCCGCGGUGUUGUGCGCCGUCGAUGGCUGUCGACAUCUCGACUGCCAAGGCGGCCCCUUCCGCGCGGUCUUCCUGGCCACCGACGACCACGACUUGCUCGUUAAGGCGAGCGUGUACUCAUCGGUCACAGGUGCGUGGAGUGCGCCAGUAACUCUUGACGAUGGUUGUGAAUGCUAUGCCCAGCACAUACGAGAUGACAUUGCAGAAAACCUCUACCACCUGCCCUAUGUCAUGCAUCGGCGAGUUGCUGUCAUUGGAGAUGCAGUCUACUUCACACUUCGGUCGGCUCACCAAAUCGUCAAGUACAACUUGCCAAACAACUGCUUAUCCAUGAUUAACCCACCGCCACACAUUGUGUACCCAAUUGCUCUCAUGGUGAUGGAGGACAGUUCACUGGGGUUUGCCUGGAUCGAUAAUUCUACUCUUUGUCUGUGGUCAAGGAAGGUGAAUUCAGAAGCAGCUUCAGAAUGGAUACAAUGCAGGGUCAUCGAGCUGAAGACAAUUAUACCCGUUGUCGAUCCAGAUUACGAACCAUUUGUGGUUGGUUCCGCAGAAGGUGUGGGUGUUAUCUUCAUGAGCACAGAUGUUGGCUUGUUCACAGUAGAGCUGAAGUCAGAGCGAGUCAGGAAGGUUGAUGAGCCUGGAGAGUACUUUAGCGUCCUGCCCUACAUGAGCUUCUACACUCCAGAUCGUGGCAGAUUGUUGGCGCUAGCGAAGACUCACUGAUCUCCGAUGUGCUGCUCAAUAGUGAUGCAUUGCAAAAUGGACAAGACAACCUAUCAUCUUUAGUCAGCUACUGUUGUCUUCUUCGAGCUACGAGUAUUCGGUUGUGUUUGUUUCUGUUGAGCAGUUUAUUAUCAAGCAUAAAGGGUGCAAGUCAAUUGUGAUCAGUCGUGGUUGUCCUCGUUCAGUUCAUCAUGAUAAUGUGGCUAGAGAAUUGUCUUUCAGUUUAUUAGGUUGGUUUCUUAUCUGUCAUGCAGUUUUAGGUGUGGAGCGUAGAUGUCAUCGCGUUCGGUUGUGAUUGUCAUGUACUCCCUUUGUCUCAAAAUAAAUGUCUCAGCCUUAGUAGAA
Molecule: messenger RNA, 1564 nt
Organism: Hordeum vulgare subsp. vulgare (domesticated barley)
Lineage: Eukaryota; Viridiplantae; Streptophyta; Magnoliopsida; Poales; Poaceae
Exons: 2
Coding region: 62-1219 (385 amino acids)
Molecular function (GO): protein binding
Source: RefSeq, a predicted model, not a curated record